ACUUUAUUGCCUCCCAACCUCCCAUCCCUUAGCAGCUAGGUUAUAGUUUUGGAGGAGAUGGUCUUUUGUUUACAUUCUGGUUUCUUAUUUGCAGCUUAUGUUUAUUCAGAGCCAGGGCCAGGUUCAGCUGACCAUUGAGCUCCUGGACACAGAAGAGGAGAACUCGGAUGACCCUGUAGAAGCAGAGCGCUGGUCAGACUAUGUGGAGCGAUACAUGAAUUCUGAUACUACCUCUCCCGAGCUUCGUGAGCACCUGGCACGGAAACCAGUAUUUCUCCCAAGGAAUCUGAGGCGAAUCCGGAAAUGUCAGCGUGGUCGGGAACAGCAGGAAAAGGAAGGGAAGGAAGGAAACAGCAAGAAGACCAUGGAGAAUGUGGAUAGCCUGGAUAAACUGGAGUGUAGAUUCAAGCUGAACUCCUACAAGAUGGUGUACGUGAUCAAGUCAGAGGACUACAUGUACCGGAGAACAGCCUUGCUCCGGGCUCAUCAGUCCCAUGAGCGUGUGAGCAAGCGGCUACAUCAGAGGUUCCAGGCCUGGGUGGACAAAUGGACCAAGGAACACGUGCCCCGUGAGAUGGCAGCAGAGACCAGCAAGUGGCUCAUGGGUGAGGGGCUGGAGGGCCUGGUGCCCUGUACCACCACCUGUGACACAGAGACCCUGCACUUUGUAAGCAUAAACAAGUACCGUGUCAAAUACGGCGCAGCGUUCAAAGCCCCGUAACCACAGAGCAGGAGCAGGUAACUGAGGGGGUGUGUGUGGGGAGUGCGCGCACUCACGCACACUGAAGAAACAAGGAAGAUGCCUUUCAAGCCUCACUGGGCCUCUCUGGGACAUGGCCACCUGAUCAGUGUGUGGCUGGUGCAACCUGGCACCAAGUGGGCUGCAUAGAAGGAACGUGGAUACCAUACAAAGCCGGAGCUGGAACUUUUCCCAAGGGGUUUGGGGUGUUAGCCUGCCCUGGAGGGGAAGGAAAUCCGUGCAAGCACAGAGACGCGCAGCUCGCUUGCACACACCAGCAGAGCUAAGACUGGAGUCUCCUGGGGCCUGACCUUCGAUGAAGGAGCCAGACGCUGUUCACACCUUGACUGGAUGGGCGUGCACUGACAGACUGGGGAAGGACUCACCGCUCAGAUGGAUUGUAACUCUGAUGGUCACUGCUCCUCUCCUCCCCACAAAAGGAAAAAAAACUGGAUUUGAUUUUUUUUUUUCUUUUUCUUUUUCUUCCUGGUCACUCGAGCACAUCUAGAUCACCCAUUAGAUUUUAUCUGGGACCUGCAGUUUGGCUUUGGGAUUGAUCAUCUUGUGGGUUUUUCCUGACGAAUCCCUCGCUGCCCACCCUUUACAUUCUCCUCUGGUUCUCAACCUCAGCAAGUUCAAAUCCGUCGUCCUUUUUAGCUCCCGUGGAACUGUUUUGUACCUGCUUCUUUACUAGUCUACCCUAGUGCCAUCCACCAGCUUUACUCUCUGACACACACACACACACACACACACAAUUUUAACUUGGUUUUUUCUUUUUCUUUUUUUUUGUAAAUAAUGUACAUACUGUCGAUUUUUUAUUAAAAGAAAUAUGCUUUGAUGUGCUAGCAUAACUGCUCUAGCUUCUUGUGUACCAUAGUUCUAUGUGGCUCAGAUUUAGUACCUGUGAACAGAUGUAUAAGACAUUUAUUACACUUUUUACCAAAGGGAGUUACUGUUGUAGUACUUUUGUGUAAAACUUGUCUCCCCCUUGCCCCUACUUUUUUUCUUUUUUCCUUUUGUCCCUUUCAUUUUUUUCCCUUUUUUUCUUUUCUUUUCUUUUCUUCUUCUUCUUUUUUUUGUAAAUAAAUAAAGCUUGGUUCUUACUUAAGGAAUGAACUCUCAA
Molecule: messenger RNA, 1862 nt
Organism: Neogale vison (American mink)
Lineage: Eukaryota; Metazoa; Chordata; Mammalia; Carnivora; Mustelidae
Product: paired amphipathic helix protein Sin3a-like
Exons: 4
Coding region: 98-721 (207 amino acids)
Source: RefSeq, a predicted model, not a curated record